AGUUCAACAGUCUAGAUUCGUUUUCUCUACUCAUUCCUUCCUUUGAUUAAUAAUAAUAAUAAUAAUCAGCCCCUCCACUCUUACUCUUCCAGAAAUUCUUCAUUCUCUUCUUUUUCUCUCCUCCAUUUAUUCCCACACAAUCCCUCUCUCAUAUAUUUCAACUCUAGUGUGCCCCAACUCUCCAUCAAUCGGUCAAUCUUCAACAAUGGUUUCUGAAGAUAUUUGCAACACAGGCCUCACUCUUGGCUCAGCCCCUAUCACUACGCCUGAAAAUCAUCUUCACUCUCAUCAUCAUCAUCAUCAUCAACACAAUAAGAAACUUUUGUCGCUGAAAUUCGAUCAUGUUUUGCCCUGCCUUACGUUGGGAUUAUCAUCAGAAGAACAAAAAAUCAAAACAUCUGUCAAGAUCGAUGCCUGUAAAGUUCAUGGCGAAUCCACAAUUUCGCUUAGCGCGGUUUCAUCGUACUCUAACUCUAGUGUGAAGAGGGAGAGAGAUGAAGAGGUGGAGGUAGAGAAAGUGUCUUCAAAGGUAAGUGAUGAUCAAGAUCAAGAUCAAGAAGAAGAGGGUAGUGCAAGGAAGAAACUUAGGCUUACUAAAGAACAGUCUGUGAUCUUAGAAGACAGCUUCAAAGAACACACCACUCUCAACCCCAAUCAAAAGCAGGCCUUGGCAAAACAGCUGAACCUACGGCCCCGACAAGUGGAAGUUUGGUUCCAAAAUAGGAGAGCCAGGACUAAACUGAAGCAAACUGAGAUAGACUGUGAGUCAUUGAAGAACUAUUGUGCAAAACUGAAAGAUGAGAACAGAAGAUUGCAGAAAGAGCUGCAAGAGCUGAAAGCACCAAAUGUGGCGGCGCCGUUUUACAUGCAGCUACCGGCAGCCACCCUCACCAUGUGCCCCUCCUGCGAGCGGAUCGGCAGCACCGGUGGCAGCGAAAACUCUUCUAAAAGUCCUUUUUCAAUUGGAGCUAAGCAUCACUUCUAUAGUCCCUUCACCCAUCCUUCAGCAGCUUGUUAGGCAACUAACAAAGGACACAACACAAGACUUCAAGUUAGCCUUCUAUAAUCUAUAUUCCCUUACAACUAGCUAGUCUCAAGCUAUGAAUUUAUACUAAUAAAUUUCUUUCUAUUUCUCUAUUGUAUAUAUGUUUUGUACAUCUUUGAGGAUAGUCUAUGAAGGGGAAAUUUUCUUUUUGA
Molecule: messenger RNA, 1197 nt
Organism: Camellia sinensis
Lineage: Eukaryota; Viridiplantae; Streptophyta; Magnoliopsida; Ericales; Theaceae
Product: homeobox-leucine zipper protein HAT22
Biological process (GO): regulation of DNA-templated transcription
Molecular function (GO): DNA-binding transcription factor activity, RNA polymerase II-specific; sequence-specific DNA binding
Source: RefSeq, a predicted model, not a curated record